Messenger RNA from Linnemannia hyalina, 1284 nucleotides. Lineage: Eukaryota; Fungi; Mortierellomycota; Mortierellomycetes; Mortierellales; Mortierellaceae. The record is from the annotation of a GenBank genome assembly.
AUGAAGUCGACAUCUCCGAAUAUCCUUCCUGCAUUCGAGCAAUUGGGGCUGUACGACGAUCUCAUGUCCUUCUCCAAGCCAGCGCUCAGGAACACCUUUUUUACUGGUGACCUCAAAAUUAUUGGCAAGACCAGUACCCUCACAACCGAGACAGUGGGGUACGAUCGUAUCUUGAUGGCUCGUCCAGACUUGUACAACAUGUUGUACAAACUCAUCCCUCCACACAAGAUCCACCUGUCCAAGAAGGUCUUCUCGUUUCAACAGAACCACGAAGGUGUUAUGCUCCGAUUCAGCGACAAUUCUACCGUUCACGGCGAUAUCCUUGUUGGCGCAGAUGGAGCACACAGCGCCGUUAGACAACACUUGCACAAGACACUGGACAAGCAGGGGCUUCUGUCCAAGGCGGACACCAAGGCUAUGAGUAGAGGGUAUAUUUCCCUUGUUGGCACCACAGACGAACUGGAUCCUGUCAAGUACCCGGGAGCGUUGGACGAGGACUCGGAGAGUUUCUACAUCAUCGGCGACAAGAAGACGCCCUAUACUGUAAGCUCACACGACCCCGCUGAAGAGUAUUGGGUUACGUUCUUCGUCCCCGGGAACAAGAUCUGCUGGUCCGUCAUCAUCCAGAUCGGAAUAGCCGAGAUCGCCGACGAACAGUUCAAGUCCUCGGACUGGGUCCCUCAACAGAACCAAAAGAUGCUGGACUCGAUCCGUCAUUUCAAGACACCUUACGGCACCAUGGGGGAUCUUUUUGAUGUCACGCCCAUUGAGCGCGUGUCCAAGGUCUACUUUGAGGACAUGCUGUUUGAGACGUGGAACCAUGGACGGACGGUCUUGAUCGGCGACGCUGCACACAAGCUACUUCCAAGCAGCGGAGCAGGAGCAGUGAACGCUAUGCAGGACGCCGUCCUCCUCGCCAACCACCUGUACGACAUCAAGCCCACAUGCUUCGAGAACAUCAAAAAGGCACUCUGUGAAUACAAAGAGGAGCGCUUCGAGGCCAUCAAGGACCAGUACCCCCAGUCGUACGUUGCCGCAAAGCUGAUCUACGGACACACUUUCUCGGAACGAGCACUGAGACAAGUCGUGUUCAAUUGGAUGCCCAAGUCGAUGCAAAUGAAGCAAUUACUCAAGGAUACGGCCUACCGCCCCCAGGCAAAUUUUUUGCCUCCUGCACCCAAGCGCGGGACUAUGGAGACUGUUCCCCAGAAGCCCUCAAGACGUAUCCAGGAGGAAGCUGAGGCUGCCAAGAACAAAGUCGCUGAUGUGGUUGUUCCUCUUUGA